Carya illinoinensis is the source of this 1865-nucleotide messenger RNA. Its product is annotated as serine/threonine-protein kinase AtPK2/AtPK19-like. Gene Ontology annotation, molecular function: ATP binding; protein serine/threonine kinase activity. The transcript has 6 exons. The record is from RefSeq and is a predicted model, not a curated record. The coding region runs from base 233 to 1666 and encodes 477 amino acids. Lineage: Eukaryota; Viridiplantae; Streptophyta; Magnoliopsida; Fagales; Juglandaceae. Gene Ontology annotation, biological process: protein phosphorylation.
GCGUUGAGAGCCGCAGCCAACUUGCCCGUGUUAAAUUCAAUGAAUUCGCUCUUUCCGCCCUCUCGUCAUCUCUCUGUCUCUGAUGUAAAGUUUUUAACUCCGAGGCUCUUUCUCAGCCCGCCUGGAGAGGCAAGAUUUCUUGGCUCGCUUUCAUCCUAAACGCCAACGCCGUCAAAUAUUCUCUCUCUCUCUCUCCCUCUCUCUCUCUCUCUCUCUCUGUGAGUAAUCGAAGAUGAUCUCCAAUUCUCAGAAGAAGAAGAAAAACCUUCAGACUCUUUUAGCCAGCAAUCUCUGUAGCAAACUCACCAUCUCCAUCCCAUCGUCCUCUUCCACCAAAGAGUCCGAGUCCGACUUCGAUUUCUCUGAAGUUUUUGGCCCCUCCAGCCCGCACCAAAACCCAAUUCCCUCUUCCUCACCGACGUCCACUUCAUCCUCCGGGGACCCACCGGUCAUCCACAACAGGUCCCACUCCUUUGUGGGCCCCUCCCCACGCUUCACCCUCUCCCGUUCUUUCCCCCUCCAUGCCGAGUCCGCCUCCGAAUCUGAAUCCGAGCCCGAUACAGAGAUCGAAAGUUGCAAUGCUGAAAAGAGCGAGAGAGUCGGGAAAAUUGGGCCGGGUGAUUUUGACAUUUUGAGAGUUGUGGGGCAGGGUGCGUUUGGAAAGGUGUUCCAGGUAGUCAGGAAGAGAGUGAGAGUGGAUACUCCUAAUGAUUGUGAAGGUGGAGGAGAUGGUGAUACUAAUACCGAUGGCGAUGGGAUUUACGCCAUGAAAGUGAUGAGGAAGGAUACCAUUAUAAAGAAGAACCAUGUCGAUUACAUGAAGGCCGAGAGGGACAUUCUCACUAAAGUUGUGCACCCAUUUAUUGUUCAGCUCCGCUACUCCUUCCAGACAAAGAGUAAGCUUUACUUGAUUCUGGAUUUUAUAAAUGGAGGGCACCUUUUCUUUCAUCUGUACCGGCACGGGAUCUUCAGUGAGGAUCAAGCAAGGGUUUAUACUGCUGAGAUAGUAUCUGCCGUUUCACAUCUUCACAAGUGCGGUAUCGUGCAUCGGGAUCUCAAACCCGAAAAUAUUCUCAUGGACGCAGAUGGGCAUGUUAUGCUGACUGAUUUUGGGCUGGCAAAGGAAAUUGAUGAAUCGAGCAGAUCAAAUUCAAUGUGUGGGACCACAGAAUACAUGGCUCCUGAAAUUUUACUGUCUAAAGGCCACAAUAAAGAUGCCGAUUGGUGGAGUGUGGGGAUACUCUUGUAUGAGAUGCUAACUGGGCAGCCACCAUAUACACAUGAAAAUAGAAAGAAACUUCAGGAGAGAAUCAUCAAAGAGAAGGUAAAACUUCCACCUUACCUCACCAGCGAGGCUCACUCUUUGCUCAAAGGAUUACUGCAGAAGGAACCAUUGAGAAGAUUAGGCAGCGGGUCUAACGGAGGGGAUGAGAUUAAAAGUCAUAAAUGGUUUCGUUCAAUCAACUGGAAGAAAUUGGAGGCCAGAGAGCUGCAGCCCAAAUUUAAGCCUGAUGUGAUUGGGAAAAACUGUACUGCCAAUUUUGACCGGUGCUGGACUGCAAUGCCUCCAACUGACUCACCUGCUUCAACACCAACUGCAGGCGAACAUUUCCAAGGGUAUACUUAUGUGGCUCCUAACCCUUGGCUUUCGUCUGGACAAACUUAAGGCUUUUAGCAUUAUAUGACGAGAAGGGGGGGGGGGGGGGGGGGGGGGGGGGUGUUGGUGGUGGUGGGUGGGAUGGCUUGAAGCAAGACUGCCAUUUCAGUUGUAGUCUGUAAGUUUUUAUAUAAAAAAAAAAGAUCCAUUCAUAUCUCAUGUAAUUAUUUCUAAAUUGUCAAUAAAUAAUCUCAUAAGUUUUCACUUA